AUGAAUAGUCAAGAUAUUCAUACCAAAGUUGGCGAGCGAUACGGAAGUGCAGCGAAGGGGUCCAAUGCAGCAUACAGCACUAAUGUUGCGAAAGCCUUUGGCUAUUCGAACGAGGACCUCGACUCCAUCCCCAAAGAGGCUAACCUGGGACUGAGCUGCGGCACGCCUUUGGCGAUUGCUUCACUGAAGGAAGGCGAGACUGUUAUCGACCUGGGAAGCGGUGCUGGACUAGAUAUCUUCCUCUCCUCCAGCAAAGUCGGGAUAACUGGCAAGGCUAUCGGUGUUGAUAUGAACGAGAACAUGCUCGCCAAAGCCAGGAAGCUCAAGGCAGAUCGAUCUAUGGAAAACGUUGAAUUUAUUGAGUCUCGCAUCACCGACAUAGCUCUGGAAGACAAUAUUGCCGAUUGCAUCAUAUCCAACUGUGUGGUCAAUCUGAUACCUCAUGAUGAGAAACAAAAAGCAUUUAAUGAAAUGCACCGUCUGCUGAAGCCUGGAGGACGAGUCGCUAUAUCCGAUAUCUUGGCGAAGAAGCCACUUUCCGAUGGUAUCAGAAACAGCAUGGCACUUUACGUCGGAUGUAUUGCUGGAGCAAGCCAAGUCGAGGAGUAUGAAGGGUACCUGAAACUUGCAGGCUUCACUGAUAUUCUCAUCACUGAUGCGAAGAGUGACCUGAAUGUAUACCUUGAUGCGUCAUCUGAUGCUGCAGCAGGCGGAUGCUGCUCUGCCCCAGAGAACAUGGCUGAUGAUCUCGAGGGACAAGAUCUCAAUGAAUGGGCCGGUAUGUAA
Fusarium verticillioides 7600 is the source of this 786-nucleotide messenger RNA. Its product is annotated as methyltransferase. Bases 1 to 786 code for a protein of 261 amino acids. The transcript has 4 exons. Lineage: Eukaryota; Fungi; Ascomycota; Sordariomycetes; Hypocreales; Nectriaceae. Gene Ontology annotation, molecular function: methyltransferase activity. The record is from RefSeq and is a predicted model, not a curated record.